CGCCUUUGUGUCCCAAUUGUUCACAGUCCAUGAGCGAAUAUCAAAAGUUGCGUGUGACUGAGAAUUAUUGUAUAAUUGCAAUUUUACCCAGCGCCUCUGUGGAGACAACAAGCCGACAACCAAAUCGCGUCUACAGGCCAAUUCUAAUACGUUUACGGGCACAUACCCAUGAUUGUGAACUGAAGUUGGGCGCCAGCUAUCAAGUCACCGGUUAUUACAAUAGCACUUCGAUCAACUAUCAAUUUGAAUCAUGUCACCUGAAAAGAACUUAAGGCAGGAACCGAUCGAAGUGGUUGGUGAGCUCACAAGCAGCUUUUCCAGUCUUUCAAAUAUCAGUCCUUCAGUUAGCAGUUCCAGCAAAGGCGGCGUCACAUCAUCCGUUGCCUCAACAACACCACCAAUUGUCUCAGGCAGCAAGAAUUUACUGUGCCAACCAAAACUCAAUAGAGUGAGUCGCCUUUCCAACCAGCAGAGAAUUAACAAUUGGCUGGCAUUUAUAGAUCUGGACGCAGAGCAGCCUCCAAAAUUGGUCAGCCAGCGUCUCAGCUGUCAAAAUCUAACGCCCAUCGAGUGUGUGAACAAGCAAAAGGUUCUUACCGAAUGGCUGCAAUCCGUGGAGCAACCAGCUGCAGCUGAGCUUCAGGAGCUGCCAUCAUCGCCGCAAGCAACCAGCGCUCCAACCAAGGCUACUGUGGAUUUCGUGCCGCCAGCAGAUGUCGCCAUACCUUUGACUGCUAUUCCCAUCAUGCGAACGCUGUCCAAUUCCAAUGCCAAUAUUCCCAGGCUCGACCUCAAUCGCAGUGAUUCGUCUGAGAAAAGGCAAGUUGCUGCUCCGAUUUCUGCUGCUGAGAAGCGUUUACAAGAGCGACGUUUGCAUCGCGAACAAAUGUCGAGUAAAGCGAGUUCAUUGCCAUCAGAGAUCAACCCGAAUGUUUUUGAUGAUGAUGAUGAUGACUCGUUUUUCCAAGAGCUACUCGGAGCCAUGGCCAAGAACAAUUCGCAAGCGCCGUCAUCGUUGCCACUGGACAAGGAAAUGUCAGUUGAUUCGCAAGUCGAACUCGAACGUGAUGAUGACCAGUUGCCAUCCAGUCGUAAGUCAUUCGAUUUGGAUGCAUCUCAGCCAAACGCAGGGAACAGUUUGAAGGGUAGCGAAGCCGAUAUCAAUUUGGAGUCGUCUGCAGAUAGUUUGACAGGCAGCAAACUCAAUUUUAGUAGAGUCGACUUGCGUGCCAGUUGUCUAUCAUUCAAUUUGGCAGCAUCGCUUGCAAAGUCAACGCCCAGUUUGAAAACCAACAAAUCUUGGGUCUCAAUGGACCGUCGUAAACGACAGCGUUUAAAUAGCAGUCAACAGUCGAAUGCAAUGCUGGAGAUGUUGUCGCUGCCUUCGCAGGAGUUGCCAUCGCAGUCGGUGCUCAGCUUUCCACCAAGCAGCAGCGAAUCUGUUUUUCGCGUACCCGAUGUGCCGCACAAAAGAUUGUCCUCCACUCGAAACUCGCCGCUUUCUGCUGACGACGACGAAGAAAUGUCCUCCAGUUCAUUGUGGAACUGUGCGUCAAGUCAAGCAAGCGACUUUACGCUACAAUUCAAUGCUAGUUCCUCAACAGCGCGUCGAAUUGGCCCGGCAACAAUAGCGUCAUCAUGUCAGCAAAGUCCGCCGCUAUUGGACAUGGACGUGGAGCCAUCGGAGCAAAGUCAAGAGUCUCUGUUUCAGCUGGAGAAACGCAACGAUGCCAACUGGCUGCCAGAUCCACGAUCUCACCCAUUCGAUCCACUGCCACGUGAUAGAAUGUUUGUUAAGGACAAUGCGCAGCGUUGCAAUGUUGACGUCGAUUUGAAGUUUAUGCCGCCCAGCGUACAAAAGCUAUACACUCUGAUCUGUGGCAAAUUCUCGGAUUAUGCAUUCGUCUAUGCGCUGAGCUCACAACUCAGUCAAGACUGUGUGCCCAUGGAGUGUUAUGUGUACCUGAAGAUGGCAUUGCUGAUCAGUCUGGUUAGCAUUGAGCUGGACGAACUGCGUCCGCCCAUUUCGUUAUGUGUAAUUUGUAACGACAGCUGUGCGACGAAUCGUCUGCUCAACAGCAUUGGCCAAUUGGCGCCGCGUUUCAUUGGUCCCCACGAAGGUGGACAGCAGCCCACGUUCAACGCUUUGCCCGCCCGCUACAAUUGGGUGCAGGCCAGUCCAUUGAUGAUGGCGCAGCAGGGUGUCUACUAUGCCGGCGACUGGAAUCGCUUGACACGCGAUCAAACCGAAGAGCUGGAGAAGGCCAUCGAGAACAAUACUUUGCCAGUGCCGCAGCUGCAGAGCGAAUUGCCAUUGGAAGCAGCUAUUUGGACAUAUUGGCAGCCAGAAAAUGCCGUCAAUCAGACAACGGCCUUUGCCAAGCUUUGUCCCAUCUUUGGUCUGCCCAUUUAUGUGGAUGAGCCCACCAAUUCGUCCAUGUGGAAUUUUGUGCUGCACGCGCACACGCGCGAUGCCCAAAAGAAACCCGAAGGCAUCAACAUCUGCAUUGAGGAUAUGCGCACGCUUCUCGAAUUGAUACAACAGCGUCAAGUGGUUUUCACCGAACCAGCGGAGCAGCUACUGAAGCGCUACUUUGUCAUCUCUCGCAUUCGACAGUCCACCGCAUUCAGCAGCAAGACGUACGUGGUGCUUAAACAAUUCGCCGAGUCUCUGGCCAAGCUGGCCAUGCGCUUGGAUGUCAUCGAAUCGGAUGUUAUCGUUGCCAUAUUCCAUUGUGAGCAUUUUGUGCGCAGCAUCUUUGGUGCCGGCGAAUGUCCACCUCCGGCUGUGGCCAGUUUCAAUGUCAUCUCUCGCGUGGAUGCUUACAUGAAUGUUUUCUCCCGCUGGUUGUUCCAGUACAUCGAACAUUUCGAGCAAAAACUUAAUCAGUAACUUGCCUAAAACUAUUUUGUAUUGAUAUUUUUUGUAAUACAUAUCUAAAACCUAAUCUUUAUGCACAAUAUUUGUUAUGAAAAUAACUCUUUGUUUUGUUCUAAACAAAUUUAAACUAUGCUUAAUAUAAAUCCUUGUUUAUUUCAGCUAUGAUUUUCUUAUU
Drosophila albomicans is the source of this 3056-nucleotide messenger RNA. RefSeq lists its product as uncharacterized. The transcript has 6 exons. The coding region runs from base 251 to 2893 and encodes 880 amino acids. The record is from RefSeq and is a predicted model, not a curated record. Lineage: Eukaryota; Metazoa; Arthropoda; Insecta; Diptera; Drosophilidae.